Argiope bruennichi is the source of this 666-nucleotide messenger RNA. RefSeq lists its product as uncharacterized. The record is from RefSeq and is a predicted model, not a curated record. Lineage: Eukaryota; Metazoa; Arthropoda; Arachnida; Araneae; Araneidae. The transcript has a single exon. The coding region runs from base 1 to 666 and encodes 221 amino acids.
AUGCAAAAACGGUAUCAACGAUGGGCUAAACAUUUAGAUCUUAUUGAAAGAUGUAGAAUUCCUCGCAAGCUAUUUUAUGGAAGUUUCGAAAAGGCUACCUUGCACAUAUUUACGGAUGCUUCUGCUCAUGGGUAUGCGUGUUGUACUUUUUUACGGUGUGAAGAAGAGGGAGAAGUGAAAAUCUCAUUGGUUUCCGCAAAAGCUAGAGUAGCACCUGUACUGAGACCUACAAUUCCCCGAUUGGAACUAUUAGGAGCAGCCAUUGGAGCUAGAAUUGCUUCAACAAUUAAAGAAGCGCUUGAGCUAUCUUUGGAGACAUAUUUUUGGACAGAUUCUAUGGUAGUUCUGGGAUGGAUUACUAACUCAGAACCAUGGAAUACGUUUGUGGGUAACAGAGUAAAAGAAAUAAGAGAACUCACAAAUGCUGAAGAUUGGAGAUUUGUUCCUGGAGAUGUCAAUCCUGCAGAUAUACCUUCAAGACCAUGCGAGUGGUUUGAACUUUUACAAAGCCAGUGGUGGGAGGGUCCAAAAUGGCUCUACGAACCUCCGGAGUUUUGGCCCUAUGCUGAAAUAACUCUACCAGAAGAGGCAUUAGUAGAAAGACGAAAGUCUGUUGCUGUAAAUCUUAAUAUCAAUACCAAAGAAUGUCUUGGAAGUAGAUUUUAA